AUGGAUCUGGCCCUUCAGCCCCACCUGCCAUUCACCAAAGCCUCAACAGAAAUGGUCUCAGUGGAAUGGAGGCUGUCAAGAGGCUCAGGAGGAGCUCAGCAGAGAGAUAAUGAAGUGGAAGUGGAGAAACUCUGCAAUUUUCAGGCUAUUGUACAGCACCUGGAUCUAAGUAAAGACAGUAUUAAGUACACUGUGAGCCGGCCCAUUAUAAACAACAGUCAUCAUACAGAUGUUGUGCUUGACAUGAAACUCUACGCUAUUCUGGAUAUGAGAGAAAUUGACCAGACCUUAAUUUCUUACAUUUGGGUUUAUUUGUCAUGGAAAAACGAGUACACUAAGUGGGAUCCAGAUCAAUUCUGUGGAAUUAAACAAAUAACAAUUCCUACUGAAUAUUUGUGGAUGCCAGAUAUAACUAUUUCAGAGAUGACAGAGAGAGACAAAGCCUCUCCGAGUCCUUAUCUCUCCAUUGAAAGCGGUGGUUUGGUUGAAUACAGAAAUGACCAGGUGAUCGUAAGCACCUGCAAGCUGCACGUGUACAAAUUCCCUUUUGAUGUUCAGAGGUGUAACCUCUCCUUUAAGUCUAUCAUGCACUCUGAUGAAGAAAUAAAGUUACAAUUCAACGAAACCAAUAAUACGGUCACAGAAUGGUCUCGAAAUGUGAUGCAGACACAAUACGAGUGGCUGUUUAUCAACAUGUCAGUUACCACCAAAACUGUCAAUGAAUUUGACUUCAACCAACUUAUGAUUGUUUACACUAUUACCAUGAAGAGGAGGUCUGUCCUCUACAUUGCCAAUUUCUUGCUGCCAGUCUUCUUCUUCUUGGUUCUGGACUUAGCCUCCUUCCUGAUAUUAGACAGUGGAGGUGAGAAGCUCGGCUUCAAGAUCACUGUCCUGCUCGCUGUCACAGUGAUGCAGCUUCUUCUCAAUGAGAUUCUGCCCAGCUCUUCAGACAGUAUUCCACUUAUAGCUGUCUAUUGCAUUGGGGUUUUUGCUCUGAUGCUGCUCAGCCUCCUGGAGACAAUUUUGGUGAUGCAUCUGAUUGAGAAAGACUCGCCAGCCCAGGAUAAUGAGACAGAUGGAAACCAAAGCCUGGUGGAGUGCUGUGAGGAGAAACAGGACAUAUCCAACUUUCACAGCUGUUUUAGAGCUUGGAAAAAGAAACCUCCGUCCUGUGGAAAGAAGCUGAAAUUCACCCCUUAG
Maylandia zebra (zebra mbuna) is the source of this 1200-nucleotide messenger RNA. The record is from RefSeq and is a predicted model, not a curated record. Lineage: Eukaryota; Metazoa; Chordata; Actinopteri; Cichliformes; Cichlidae.